Messenger RNA from Suillus clintonianus, 3530 nucleotides. RefSeq lists its product as uncharacterized. The transcript has 13 exons. Gene Ontology annotation, biological process: intracellular calcium ion homeostasis; calcium ion transmembrane transport; manganese ion transport. Gene Ontology annotation, cellular component: Golgi membrane; endoplasmic reticulum; plasma membrane. The coding region runs from base 95 to 3427 and encodes 1110 amino acids. Gene Ontology annotation, molecular function: P-type calcium transporter activity; ATP hydrolysis activity; ATP binding. Lineage: Eukaryota; Fungi; Basidiomycota; Agaricomycetes; Boletales; Suillaceae. The record is from RefSeq and is a predicted model, not a curated record.
GCGGGAACCAACCGAAGUUACAGAAUUUAGAGAACUUCGGAAGCACGCUUCACGCCAAACAGAAAAGACAAUUCUCGUGCCCACGAGCUACAAGAUGUCCAAGUCACGUCGUAGUCUCACAGGUGCACUGGGCAAGCGCUCAACUUUGAUGGCUACCUCCAGCUCCAGCGCAACCGCCAGCGAACUUUCCGUCGUUCCGGAGUCCUCCUUCGUGUCCACGUCCGCUCAUUCAAUAAUACCGGUCUCGUCUGCUCCAGUACCCCAGGCAUACUCGUAUUCGCACCAACGCAGCCCGUCGCCCCCAGCGUCGAGCUAUUUCCCAUCUGUAUCCGCCACACACAGUGGUGAACCACUGCCCACUCCAGGCGCUUCUACCCACUUUGCAUAUAGCACAACCCUAAGAAGACAUCAUCUUGAAGGCCCCACUCUUCAAUUAUCUACGAAUUUCAGCGACAUUACUUCCAGCGUCACGACAGAGGGAUUACCAUCGCUCUGGCAGAAGGCAAAGGGUGUCAUUGCACGCCAACUCACAGAUGGCACUACAGAAAACCGUUAUGAAUUGGUCAACCAGCCCUCAAGACUUCGGGAAGAUCGAGACAGGAGGGAAACACCUUCCGCGCGUUUUGCUCAGUGGACAGUUGAAGACACUCUGGCACACCUCAAAACAUCCCCAGUCUCCGGUCUUCCUAGUUCAUCGAUUUUAGCGCUGCAGGGUGUCCAUGGAUAUAAUGAAUUUUCCGUAUCUAUGCCUGAGCCAGCUCUGCUCAAAUUUGCCAAGACCAUCUACGAGAGCCCAUUGAUCCUGCUCCUGUGCGGCAGCGCUGUAAUUAGCGCGGUCAUGGGUAACAUUGACGAUGCAGUCAGUAUCACGGUAGCAGUACUAAUAGUUUUGACUGUUGGCUUUGUACAAGAACAGCGCUCGGAGAAAAGCCUGGAAGCCCUCAACAAGCUCGUGCCACACCACUGCCAUGUGAUCCGUGAUCAACGUGAUAUACAUAUCCUUGCCAACGAGCUGGUUCCUGGGGAUAUUGUCUCGCUCUCCUCGGGAGACCGUGUUCCCGCCGACAUGCGUAUCAUCAUGGCAGUAGACCUCGAAAUUGAUGAGAGCAGCCUCACUGGUGAGACCAACGCACGUCAAAAGGAUUCCAAUCCUUGUGUCUCUCAAGUUUCUACGCCCACAAUUGUUUCGAGUGACCCAGAGAACGUAGGAGAUAUUGCGCUAGCUGAACGGUCAUGCAUUGGAUACAUGGGAACUUUGGUUCGGAACGGUCGCGGCAUGGGUGUCGUGAUCGCAACUGGUACUCAAACAGAGUUUGGUGUGAUCUUCUCCAUGAUGCAGGAUGUCGAGGAAAAACGUACACCUCUUCAAUUGAGCAUGGAUGAACUAGCCAAGAAAUUAUCGAUUAUUUCAUUCGGGAUUAUUGGAGUUAUCUGCCUUAUCGGCAUGUGGCAGCAGCGGCCCUGGUUAGACAUGUUCACCAUCGGAGUAUCUCUUGCGGUAGCAGCCAUCCCGGAGGGCCUCCCCAUAGUCACGACUGUCACGUUAGCUCUUGGCGUGCUAAGGAUGUCAAAGAGAAAGGCCAUUGUGAAGAAACUUCAUUCCGUCGAAGCCUUGGGCUGUAUUUCUGUCAUCUGUUCUGACAAGACUGGCACCUUGACAAAGAAUGAGCAGACCGUUACAGAGAUAUAUGUCGUCGAUGAGAACAUUCACGUCGAUGAUCCUCAGUCAGCAAUAUCUCCGGCGGUUAGGAAGGUACUGGAGAUCGGCUCUUUGUGCAACAAUUCCUCGAUGUCUAAGGAUCGUGACAGCAAAGUUGUUGGUCAAUCAACCGAUGUAGCGUUGAUAAAUGUUCUGUCGUUAUUCGAUAUGCCAGAUCAACGGCAGUCCUUCACCCGUCUUUCAGAAAAACCUUUCAACUCGGAACAAAAGUACAUGGCCGUCAGCGGCAUCCACUCCUACUCCACAACUCUCUAUUCAGGUUCUCCUUGCGAAAUGUACUACAUCAAGGGAUCCAUUGACGCCAUCUUGGAUCGUUGCAAGUACUACUAUGUUACGGACGGCUCAACACCUGCCUUGGAUACUAGCACGCGUAGCGUUAUACUGAACAACGCCCAAGCAACAGCAUCACGAGGCCUUCGAGUAAUCGCCAUGGCGUAUGGCUAUGGAUCUAUCGAUUCUCCACGUCAGGAUUCUGCACAAUCGCAACACCGCGCCACCCAGUCGAUGCCACAGUCACGGACCCCAGUGCCUGAUGAGGACAAGACCAAUUUGGUUUUUGUUGGGUUCCAGGCCAUGUUUGAUCCCCCGCGCAAGGGAGUUGCGGAUGCUAUCGGCUUGCUCCAGAACGGCGGGGUACAAGUCGUUAUGAUCACCGGAGACGCUGAGCAGACGGCGUUGGCUAUCGCCCAAAAGCUGGGGCUCCGCGUUGGUCCUGCACACGGUCAUGACGGCCAGCUCCGUAAAUAUUGCUUGACUGGAAAGGAUCUUGACCAGAUGAGCAAAUCACAGCUCAUUGAACGGGUAGGCAGCGUGAGCGUAUUCGCGCGGACGACACCACGACAUAAAAUGGCGAUUGUCGAAGCCUUCCAAGCUCGUGGAGCUGUUGUGGCUAUGACUGGGGACGGGGUCAAUGAUGCGCCAGCCUUGAAAAUGGCCGAUAUCGGUGUCUCGAUGGGGAAAAGUGGUACCGACGUCGCGAAAGAAGCUGCUGAUGCUAUCCUCGUGGAUGACAAUUUCAGCACAAUAUUACCUGCUGUCGAGGAGGGCAAGGCUAUCUUUCACAACAUCCAAAACUUUUUAUCAUUUCAGCUCAGCACAGCUGCCGCUGCGUUGACGCUCAUCACACUUAGCACGUUAUUUGGGUUCAGCAACCCCCUCAACGCCAUGCAGAUACUCUUUAUUAAUAUUCUGAUGGAUGGACCUCCAAGUCAAUCGUUAGGCGUCGACCCUGUAGAUCCAGCAGUCAUGCGAAGACCACCACGUAAGAAAAACGAGCCAAUAAUAACGAAACGACUUUUAUACCGCGUCCUUUUCUCGGCGGCUACGAUCGUCUGUGGAACCUCUUUCAUUUAUACCACUGCAUUGGGUGAUGAUCUCGUAUCAAGGCGGGAACAAACUAUGACUUUCACAUGCUUCGUCUUCCUUGACCUCGUGUCAGCAGUGCAGAAUCGCGGUCUCGGAUGUGGGCUGAUACAAAAUAAGAUGCUCGUGACAACCGUAUCGGUAUCAUUUCUCGUCCAGCUGGCACUCGUUUACGUUCCCUUCAUGCAAGCGAUCUUCCAAACAGCUGCUCUUGGCUGGAAGGACCUGUUAACCAUCUUACUCAUAGCUGCAACGUCUUUCGUGCUGCAUGAAGGACGGCGACGAUUCGAGAGGGCGGUCCAGUCAGACGAAACAUAUGCUAACAUCGCGGAAGAGAUGGCAUGAUCUUUAUUCUCUAAUAGAGGGGCUGGGUAUCUAGGCACGAAUAUAUGACUGAAUAGAGCGAUGGAUAACUAUAGGGUCUACAUAGUACUACACAUUAUAACCU